Molecule: messenger RNA, 2029 nt
Organism: Paecilomyces variotii
Lineage: Eukaryota; Fungi; Ascomycota; Eurotiomycetes; Eurotiales; Thermoascaceae
Product: PLC-like phosphodiesterase
Exons: 3
Coding region: 428-1561 (377 amino acids)
Biological process (GO): lipid metabolic process
Molecular function (GO): phosphoric diester hydrolase activity
Source: RefSeq, a predicted model, not a curated record
CCUGGACGGCGUAAUUGGCGGGAGAUCUGUGGUUGCCCUCAGUGACCGCGGGAGGCGCAGGGCUAAUUAGUGUAGGGUGACUGUCGUACUCUAUUGUGGCACAGAGCGCGUGUCAGACUGAGAGAUGUUGAACCAAGGACCUUUUUCUUGUUUGAGGUGCUCUUUUGAUCUUCCCUUCUCGUCCUCCCCCUUUGAUGUCCUGCUUUUCCCAUCGUGCGAUUCCAACACCGCGAUAGAUCGAUUAAUUAUCGCCCCUGUUGCGCGUUUCCCUAUCUACCCGUCGCCAGCCAGCUAAAAGUCCCCAAUUGGACACAGUUCAGGAGACUUGUGUUCUGUAUAUAUUAUUUUACAGACCCGGUUCUGUUCUGGGUUUUUCUUCUCGAACUACUGCAGAGCAGUUGAGAAAUUUCACAAUUCACAAUUCAGAAUGCUAGGACUAGGUCUCCUAGCGCUCCUCGCUCCUCUCGUCUCUGCAGAGGCUCUCGCGCCACGAACGACGGCAUGCAAUAACUCGCCCGAUCUCUGCUCCAAAUCUUAUGGAGAAAUCACACAUCUAGGAGCACAUGACAGUCCGUUCGUGAGAGAUGCGUCGACGGACUACUCUACGUCGGGGAAUCAAUUCUUCAAUACGACGGUUCAGCUGGAUGCGGGUGUACGGUUGGUGACGGCACAGGUGCACAAACAAAACAAUGAGUGGCAUCUCUGCCACUCGAGCUGCGAUCUACUGGACGCGGGGACAUUGAGUGCAUGGUUAUCAUCGAUCAAGACAUGGCUAGAUGAUAAUCCUAAUGAAGUGAUCACUGUACUUCUGGUCAACUCGGACGACGCUUCUGCCUCUGACCUCAACAGCGAAUUUGAAGCUGCCAGCAUCGUCAAAUAUGCUUACACGCCGCCCUCGCAGUCUUCAGCCCCCACCACCUGGCCUACGCUGCAGGAAUUGAUCAACAACGGAACUCGAAUGAUGACCUUCAUUGCAUCCUUGGACCCGUCGUCGAACACCGUUGCGCCCUACCUGAUGGACGAAUUCACGUUCAUCUUCGAGAACCCCUACGACGUCACCGCUGCAGCGAACUUCUCCUGCCUUCCAUCUCGCCCCUCAUCUGUCGAAGGAAAUACUGCGUCGGCCUUUUCUUCGAGACUACUCCCAUUUAUGAACCACUUCCUAGAUCAGGAGGAAUUGCUGGGAAUUGAAAUUCCCGAUGUCGACGCCAUCGACACCACAAAUGCUCCGUCUGGGGGUACAGGGAAUCUCGGGACGGCCGCUACGACCUGUAAACAAACCUACUCGGGACGCCAGCCAACUUUCAUCCUGGUCGAUUUCUUUAACAAGGGCCCGGCCAUUUCCACCGUUGAUAAGCUGAACAAUGUUACCAGUGCUGUGGGACGUGUUCCCGUUCCGAGCUCUGACUCGUCUAGCUCCAGCUCUUCUAGCUCUGGCGUCUUCUCGGGUUUGGUUGAUCUAGUCGAUGAGGUCAAGAUGGGCGCAAAACCAUCGAUCGGAAACUGGGUCUGGGUUGGUGGUAACUGGGGCGGUCUGCUCAAUGGUGGUAUCUCGCUCUGAUUUAUUCCUGGGUAUACAUUUCACAGCACCGUUCAAAAUAAGGUCUCGUUCUUUGCGGUUUCUAGGUUAUACGUCAAGCUUGGGUAUUUCUAUAUUGCUUUUCAUUGGAUGAUAAUUGCACGGCAACCAUAUAAUCUGUCGUGAUUCGGCAUAGCGAGGCGUUACUGGUUGUGUUAUUAUGCUGCUUGAGAUCACGAGGUUGGAAACAGGAAGGAUCCUCUUGAGUUCACUGCUCGUCCACUUCUGUUGAUGAUGUAGAUAGAUUCAUCUGGUAGAUAGCAUAUUAUUCAUGGUUUCGAAUUGGAAAUAGUAGAUCCUAUUGUAUAAUCCGCUACGUAUUAAUCCAGCAAUCAAACGCCAGAGAGGAGCGUACUUCAACCCCUAGAUCUGUAUUCCUUACUGCUUUCCUAACAACUGGUUGAUCUUGUUGACUUUGUCUUCGAACGACUGGUGCUUGUCCGUCCUGUA